UUGAAAAGUGCAAAUACUGUUAAUUUGGGAAUUAUGGCUGAAACUGUGAAUGUCGCUUAUGAUACUCGCGAUCCGGCGUCUCAAGUGCUUUUGAACUACGCCAAAAAGCAUCCUGACAACGAUGAUAGCAUAACAACCGAUGGUGGUAACCCCGUUGGAGUGAGAGAAGCCAGUUUAACUGUAGGUUACCAUGGACCUAUCCUCCUUCAGGAUACUGUGUUGAUUGAUGAGCUAACUCAUUUCAGUAGAGAAAGGAUUCCAGAACGAGUGGUGCAUGCAAAAGGUGGUGCUGCUUUUGGAUAUUUCGAAGUAACUCAUGAUAUAACUCAGUAUUCUGCUGCAAGUGUUUUCAGUGAGAUUGGGAAGAAGACACCUAUAGCUGUGAGAUUCUCUCAAGUUGCUGGAGAACGUGGCUAUGCAGAUACUUAUAGAGAUCUACGUGGCUUUGCCAUAAAAUUUUAUACUGAAGAUGGAAUAUGGGAUUUGGUGGGUAAUAAUAGUCCGAUAUUUUUCGUUAAUGAUGCUAUUAAUUUCCCGAUGUUCAUUCAUGCCCUUAAAAGGAAUCCAGUGACAAACAUUCGCCCGGACUAUGAUGCCUUUUGGGACUUUGUGUCUCUUAGGCCAGAAAGCACUCAUCAAACUCUACAGCUUUUUACUGAUAGAGGUAUCCCUGCUAGUUACAGAAAAAUGCAUGGGUAUGGAGCUAACACUUUCUCGUUAAUCAAUGCAGAGGGAAAGUUUUUCUAUUGCAAAUUUCACUACAGAAGUGACCAACCCAUUGAAAAUUUAAGUCAAGCCGAAGCCGAUCGGCUUGCAGGAGUGCAAUCAGACUACUAUAUUAGAGAUCUUUAUGACGCAAUCCAAAAUGGAGACUAUCCCUCUUGGUCUUUUUAUAUACAGGUUAUGACUCCAGAGCAAGCAGCCAAAAACCCUUACGAUCCUUUUGACAACUCAAAGGUAUGGCUCCAUGGGGAUUAUCCAUUGAUUCCUGUGGGAAGAUUUGUCUUGAACAAGAAUCCCACCAAUUAUUUUGCAGAAGUUGAACAGUUGGCUUUUGACGUUUCUCAUGUUAUUCCUGGAAUUGACUUCUCGCCGGAUAGAAUGCUCCAGGGUAGAAUCUUUAACUAUGGAGAUACACACAGAUAUAGAUUAGGCAUCAAUAGUACCCAAUUGCCUGUGAAUGCACCAUUUCAGAUACACAACUAUAACAGAGAUGGACACUCUACGUUGGUGAGUCAAGGGGGGGCGCCGAACUACUUUCCGAACAGCUUUAAUGGCCCUAAAAAAGACAAGAGGGCCAAGGCCCUGUUUCCUAGGGUUCCAUUGGUUGGCACCACUGAUAGAAUUGACAAUGGACUUAUUGAUAAUUAUAGUCAGGCUAGACUGUUAUGGACACGGGUGAUCAAAGAAGAUGAAAGAAACAGGACCAUAGAAAACAUCUUGAACUGGUUGAAGCAAACUAACAGUGUGAUCGCUGAACGUGCCAUUGAGAACUUAUUUGAGAAAGUGGAUGCUCAACUGGGUGCUCGCCUUAGGGAGGGAUUGAAGACCCAGUCGAAUUUACCCACUCACGUUUUGUUAUAAGUACCUCGCUAUCUAAAUGUUUCUUCAUGUUGGAUAAAGGCAAAAAAUAUUUAAACAAAUAAAGCAGAAUGUAUAAAAAGUA
Molecule: messenger RNA, 1666 nt
Organism: Anthonomus grandis grandis
Lineage: Eukaryota; Metazoa; Arthropoda; Insecta; Coleoptera; Curculionidae
Product: catalase-like
Exons: 9
Coding region: 34-1584 (516 amino acids)
Biological process (GO): response to hydrogen peroxide; hydrogen peroxide catabolic process
Cellular component (GO): cytoplasm; mitochondrion; peroxisome
Molecular function (GO): heme binding; catalase activity
Source: RefSeq, a predicted model, not a curated record